GUAUUCAAAUGCUUCUGCACAUGACCAAACCACGCGCCCGGCAUAAUUUUUGAGUUUUACAUGUGUUGUUUUUUGCCAAAUAAUUGAGCAAAGGCAUCACGUUGAAUUUUUGUAUAAGUGCAUGGCCAAGGAAAUUAGUCAUGGAGUUAGAUCCAUCAAAUGAUGAAUUUCUUAAAGCAGGCAUCAUGAAAAUAGAACAUUGCCUGUCUUACAUGCAAAGUUACUGGAAAGGAUACUCAGCAUCAGCUGCAAGGAGAAAAAAGGAAUGGAUCGAGUUGCUGAAUGAUUUGGAGCGAUUACCUUUCAAGUUCAGAAUUAAUGAACUACGCAAAGAAAUAAAAAUUAUGUGGGACAAAUGUUAUAAAAGUGAGCAAGAGAGGAAGUUAUUUACAGAAUUUUAUACAGAUAAUUAUUCUGAAAGUUUACUCAUGAAACAUGGAGAAGAGCUGGAAAAACUCAAUGUCUUUUACCUUCAGCACCAGGAACUGAUAGACCUUUUACUAAAGUAUGAAGAAAUGUGUAAAUGUGUAACAAAUAUACAGAAGCAGACCCAAAACCCUGAAAGGUUAUUUAAAAAUCGGGGGGCUCAAUUACUAAAAGAAGAGCAUGAUAGAAAAAUGAUAGCUAGAAUUCCACAUAUGCAAAACAUUAUCUUGAAAGCUAUCAGGAAAAAAGAAUCAGAAGGAAUAAUAUUUCUAAUUUAUGGUCAGCACUUCUCUGAUGUAAUAAAGCAACACAACACAAAAAUAGAGGAGAAAAAGGCUGUUAAAAGAUUAUCGGUGAGAAGUGCAUCUCUUAGGGGCUCAGUGCUGAAACGAUGUCGAACAAUGGAUAAUAUCAGAAUUUCUGAUUGCUUGCCAAGGAAAAGUAAUCAUAGAUCAGUGCAACAUGCAGAAAUGAAAUGACAGAUGCAAAUAAGAGCAAUAAUUUUUUUGUAAUAAAACUUUUUAAAAUAACGUAUGUUAUGGCAAAAAAAUAGUUUUGUCAAAAUGUUGCCCACUAUAAAAAAAUGUUUAUAAGAUUUUAAGAUGAUUUCUGAUCUCUUAUUAUUUAUGUUUUGUAAUUUUUUUUUUUGUGUGUAAAAAAAUUUCUGUUAAAAGACAUGCUUCAGUGCUGUCAAAUUAUUUCAAUUUCAUAAAUAAUUAUUGUUAAAAGAAUAUUACAUUUACGAGAGGUACCUGAGAAUUUGUUAUGAAUUUGUAAGGUGAUGAUUUGGAAUGGCAAUAUUUGUGACAAACUACAUGAAUCGAAGUAAAUUUUAGUGUUUGGCAAAAUUUCUUACAAAGUUAACUCCAAAUAUUUCAGGGAAUGUUUUCUUUUAAUCUCUUGUCUUCUUUUAUUUUAUGAUCGUUCACUGCUCAUUCAUUUCAUGUAAUUUGUAUUUGAAGUGUCAUAUUCCAUUUGUAAAAAUUUUACAAAAGAAAACAAAAAUCCUUCCACACUGUCUUUGAACUGAAAGCCCUUCUUGAGGGGACUCCUUAACAUAACAAAAAUUGAAAAGUUUACUUUGGUAAAUAAGAAAAUGUAGAUGUAAUAAAAAAAAUAACUCAUUGAAUUGUACCAAAGCACAUCACUUAUUGCCAGGUGAAGUGAUGAUUGUAGUGAGUGAAUAUUUCGCACAUCCCCAUCUCAUUUAUUAGUUAUUUCCGUCAUGUGUUUGCCUUCUAAUUACUUUCAGGUCAAUUUAUGUUCUUGAAUCUUUUUUCGUAUUUUCUCGAUGGAUAUUUGUCGGAUUUACUUUCAUGAAAAUUUUUGAGAAGUUCCUUAAAUCAGAGUGAAGAGUUGCAGAAAUAAUAAAUGAACAAUGUGCAUCACAUUGUUAAUCAGUUCCUGUGCACAGUAUUUUGGUAUCUAUGACUUGCAUUAGGUAAUAUCUAACAGGUGGUGGAGUAAUAAGACUGAAAAUAUAUUCAAUGGUUUUACAUUGACUGAAAGUAUUUCAAUCCUUAUCAGUUUUACCAUGCAAUGAAGUUCAUAAAAAUGUUUUUAUGAAGUGUGAAAUGAUAUUAUUUUAACAAUCCUUGCUCAUUCAUAAGUAGAACAGAGUAGCGGCAAUAUCAAUAUUUUUGUAUUGUGUGUCAUCAUAUUUUUUUGUUAAGCAAAGUUUUGACUCUGUGUGACUUCUCUUCUUGUAUUGUAUGGUCUGCAGAGGAAUAUUUAGAUAGAAUAGAUUUGUCUCCCUAUUUGUUGCAUUUUUAAUCUUUUACUUACAAAUUCAUUUUUAUUGAUUUUUUUUUUUCAUUUCAUUCUAUUUGUUUUAGUUGUGAUUCAAAAGUGUUUAGAGGAAUUAAAAUGUUUUCAAGAUAUUUCUAGUUUGUUUUUAAUCCUUGUAUAUCCUU
Molecule: messenger RNA, 2339 nt
Organism: Gryllus bimaculatus (two-spotted cricket)
Lineage: Eukaryota; Metazoa; Arthropoda; Insecta; Orthoptera; Gryllidae
Source: the annotation of a GenBank genome assembly